Molecule: messenger RNA, 1075 nt
Organism: Prorocentrum cordatum
Lineage: Eukaryota; Dinophyceae; Prorocentrales; Prorocentraceae
Source: the annotation of a GenBank genome assembly
GCUUCCUCGGACGAGGAACGCCUUAAAUUGCUCGUGGGCCUCCACUACAAGUUCUACCACCCACCAGACUUCGAGAUCGAGCGGAUGAUUAGAGCUCUUGGACUACCAGCACCUAUUCGAGAGUUGUGCAAAGGUAUGGCCGAGCACUGCGAGACCUGCCUUCAGCGACAACGAGCGAUGAACAAGCCGAGUAUCAAGAUGACCAUCGCAGUUCGUUUCAACGAACGAGCCCGGGCAGAUCUGUUCUUCGUGUUCGAAAAGACGUGGCUCAUAAUGAUUGAUGAAUGUAUCAGGCACCGCAUCGCAUGCUUGGUGGCAACAAAGCAAGGGAAAUACAUUCUACGUGCGAUGCUCAGUCACUGGAUUCGGUAUUUCGGGCCGAUGGACAACCUGGUGAUGGAUCAGGAAGGCGGCAUGACGACCGACAAUGUGGCGCUGGUAGCAGACAGAUACAACCUCAAAUUGGUGUUUGGUGGAGCAGACGGACAUGCCACGACAGGCCUGGCCGAGAGAGCUAUUCAGACGCUCAAGCCCACGGCACUCAAGACGAAGCGUGACGUGAUCAAGCAAGGCCUGACCGGUCCAGCAGAGUUCAUCAGCUUAGAUAACGACAAAGCGGCGGCAAUCGUGAUUCACCAGAAUCAGCCGUACAAGAUACCGACGAGGCACAUGCGAGCACGACGAAUGAAUUUUCAUGUUCUAGGCAUUUCCUGGGACAAAUAUCAGGUGCACCUCGGCAGCGGUAGCACGAUGAAGCUCACGCAGUUGUUUGAGAUCAGAAAAGGGACCCCUCCAGGCAUCGUGCACCGCAUGGGCAUCUUCAACGAGCAAUCGACACCACCAGAACUACUGCAGGAACCACCUCCGACAUGGCAGUUGGCACAGAGUGUGGGCAUGACCAUCUUCCGGAUGACUAGCGUUGACGGCAUCAUCUAUGGACAAGGACACCGGCAGCUUAAAGGUCUUGGAGAAUUCACUCAUGGAGUGCUUGUGGCCUGGCGCGAUCGACACCGAGAAGACUACUACAGCAGUGAUAUCGAUCCGGCCCAGCCGAUCAACAUGGCGAAGUUCGUAG